This is a messenger RNA of Phyllopteryx taeniolatus (common seadragon), 1366 nucleotides long. RefSeq names its product clarin 2 (gene clrn2). The transcript has 3 exons. The record is from RefSeq and is a predicted model, not a curated record. Bases 356 to 1057 code for a protein of 233 amino acids. NCBI's taxonomy places the organism in Eukaryota, Metazoa, Chordata, Actinopteri, Syngnathiformes, Syngnathidae.
CAAUUAACCACGCGUGUGUGGUUUUUAUAUGGGCGCCAAGCCUAAAGGUCACCAAUUAGACGCCUCCCGAAGGCAAUUGGCUAUUUAUUGGCUCGGAUGAAGAGCAGCGGCCGGGGCAGGCAGGAUAGGGUUUCCCGCAGUCAGCAAAGGAUCCCUUUGACCGCCAUAGAUUCGGUUUCUCCCUCCCUAGUUACGAGCGCCGUGUCAACACCUCUCAUUUUAUGACGACUAUUCGAAUGAAGUCUUCUGCCGAAUAAACUGAUGGUGGUGUGGUGGCCGGGGGCGUCCGGCUGCGCUCGCUGCCCGGCGUGGUGUUCCCUCUCCCGGGGCGACGCGCAGGGCUCGUCGCCGUAGGAUGCCUCCGCUGUGGAAACGCAUAAGCUUCUCGGUCGCCUCGGUGCUCUGCGUCGGAUCCGUGGCCCUCCUGCUGGUGGCCCUGUCCACAGAGCGCUGGGUCACCGGGCGCAUCCUUUGCAAGACCGGCGUCGAGAUCGUCAACGCCUCCCACCCGGAGCUGGACCUGUUCACCGGGCACGUCUACUACGGUCUGUUCCGCGGAGGGAAGACCAAGAAGUGCGGGCUUGGGACCAGGCGCUCCAAAAUCCACAUCUUCCCAAAACUAGUGCACACGUUGAACGGUGGCCUUCACGUGAUGGUGAUCCUCUUCCUGCUGACAGCCGUGUUCUUUGCACUGGUCAGUCUCUCCUUCAGCAUUUAUAAUGCACGUAAGGUCCCCUACCAGAGCAUCAAGGGUCAGAAGGGACUCUACCUGUGGAAUGUCAUCGCCGCUGUGUUCGGCACACUGGCCGCACUCUGCUUCCUGGCAGCCGUGAGGCACCACAGCCUCACCGAGCGCCUGGUCAACUACCGGGAGAACCUCUUCGCUUUGGUCGUCCUGGACGACGCGCUGGACUGGUCCUUCUGGCUGAGCGUGGCCAGCGCGGCCACUCAUCUGGCCGUGUGCGCAGUGGUCGCCAUGAGCCGUAUCAAGCUCCCCAAAAUGGAGGUCAAGAUGCCUGAGGAGCCCACCAUCUUCUCUCUGGACCUGCUCUACUGACAGUUACAUUAAAGAUGGUGCCAGGGUUUGUUUGCAUUUUGAAAUAAUGCCAAUUAGACAUGACUUUAUGUGAGAAUUUGACGAGAUUUCAUGACGUAGUUUGUAGAGAUGGAGUGUAACUGCAACAUGAACAAAAUGGCCAAUAUUAAUAUUUAUGAUCACAGAAAUACCAUGGAGAAUAGAACAUAUGAAAGCACUUUUUGUCUUAUUUUGCAUAUUGUUCAUAUAUUGAUGUUGUAAAGGAUGUUUGUACGUGUAUGUUCAUCUAUUAAGCUUUUCCUCCCUAACUGCCUCUGUGUAUCAGAUAAA